CUGAUUCCAGUAUCCGAAAGCCCAUGCGGGAAGCGACAAAUGAGAACAUUGAUGACUUCAAUAACCAUAGGAUAGUCAUUGAUGUGAUCGGGCCUGCGAUUGAAGACGAGAUGGAUGCCGACAAGCCGCAGAAGAUUACUGAUGAAAAGAUGAAGGAGUUCAAAAGCACUUACCGCUCUAUGGCCCAAAAUGCCAAAUGGGUGUUGAGCACAGGGAAAGUCGUCGAAGAUGAGCUAUUCUUAUUCGGGAAAAGACGUAGAUUUGAGCA
Messenger RNA from Paraglomus occultum, 268 nucleotides. The record is from the annotation of a GenBank genome assembly. Lineage: Eukaryota; Fungi; Glomeromycota; Glomeromycetes; Paraglomerales; Paraglomeraceae.